AUGACGAACAUGUACUCCUUGGAUGGGAUUCCGGUGUUUGGUUUGCUCUUUGUUUGCACCUGUGCCUACUUCAAGAAAGUACCUGCGUCCUCAAAGGAAACCUGGCUGCUAUCAGAGAAGAAGGGUGUUUUGGGGAUCUUUGGACCAGCCGCUGUGAUUGGAACCAGGCUGCAUGCUGCUGUGGCAAUUGCUUGUGUUAUGGCAAUGGCCUUUUACGUCCUGUUUAUAAAGAUGAAUUCCAGUAUCCAGUCAUCGGCACAGCCAAGAGGACAGGGGAUAAGAACCUGUUGA
This is a messenger RNA of Chlorocebus sabaeus (green monkey), 291 nucleotides long. The record is from RefSeq and is a predicted model, not a curated record. NCBI's taxonomy places the organism in Eukaryota, Metazoa, Chordata, Mammalia, Primates, Cercopithecidae.